GUCCAACAUCAUUACCUUGAGGAAUGAUAACUUCACUUCCUCCUGUACUCAAUCCAGGAUUUCGCGGCAACAAUUGACGAAUCCUCACAUUUCGUACUCAGACGUUGAAAUUGUUUGUCCUUCCCUGAUGACAUGAGUAAUGUCUGAAUCACCAGAACAAGAUCCCCACUCCUCCUAUGUUGUGCUUCUAUCCGGCACUCAUGUCACCGGCAAAGAGACCCUCGCAGUGUCCUUAUCUAAUUCGUUAGGCUGCCCGUGGUUGAAAGCUGAGAUGGUACACAACUCAGCAACGUUCGGAGCUCGUUCUCAAGCAAAGCGAGGCCUCAACUACGGAGAAGUCUUUGGACGGAUCUGGUACUCUAAGUUGCGACGGAUUGGCUUCUUAUCGGAUGGAUAUGAGUCUGAUGGCGAAGGAGAGGUCGAAGCUCCAGGAAAGACGACAACAGCUCCCAGGAGAUUGGGGGCAGAGUGUACGGCGCUCAUAUCUUGCUAUGCGAUGCGCAAACCAGCACGAGAUGCUAUUCGAGAUGUCAUGAUGGCGCACUCCAUCAGAUCCAUAUUCGUUAUCUUAAACAUUACGAAAGAGACCUUGUCUGGAAGGACGCUGGGUGCAGAAGAACCCGAACUGGCUGAAAGGAUCAUGGGAGAAAAGAUUGAGGAUAUUCAAGAGCCCCUGGAGGAAGAGAAGGAUAUCAUAUUGGUCGACUCGACUCGGGAUGUUGAUGCUCUAUUUGUAGAGAUAAAGGAGCGAAUCCUUCAGCAGCUUUCAGUCACGUGAAAGCGACUUGGGGAGCAUACCUACCUAGGUAAUACCACCAUUGGGCAGCUUGUGAGUAAUUGAGUGAACGGCUGUAUUGUUUUAAGGUAGAAAACACGGCCCAUGAUGUGGAAGGAGAAUAAGGUGAGCUUUCGUUUGAGAUGUUCCUGCG
Messenger RNA from Mollisia scopiformis, 929 nucleotides. RefSeq lists its product as uncharacterized. The transcript has a single exon. Bases 140 to 778 code for a protein of 212 amino acids. NCBI's taxonomy places the organism in Eukaryota, Fungi, Ascomycota, Leotiomycetes, Helotiales, Mollisiaceae. The record is from RefSeq and is a predicted model, not a curated record.